Hylaeus anthracinus is the source of this 3905-nucleotide messenger RNA. RefSeq names its product protein PF3D7_1417600-like. The transcript has 8 exons. The record is from RefSeq and is a predicted model, not a curated record. Lineage: Eukaryota; Metazoa; Arthropoda; Insecta; Hymenoptera; Colletidae. Bases 332 to 3766 code for a protein of 1144 amino acids.
UUGAAAUAUCUGUAGUACUGUAAACGUUGGUGUCCGUGAGAAACUGAGAAGUGAACUCAUACAAAAUAAUUAAUUUCUUACAAAUCACAAAUGUUUUUCGUAAAUUAAUCAUCCAGGAAGGUUCACUACACAUCAAAGGAUUAUGUGCACUUUAAGAAAGUGCUGGUGCAUUAAGGAUUGGUGAUUAGAUUGUUUGUAAAUAAUAAUAAUACAAGUAAUUACCAUGAAAUCUUGACAUAUUUUUAUGGAAUAGUUUUCAUUUUGUCUGAGACGACUCUCUUGUUGUUGUUGAAAACGAGCGUAGAAAUAAUCGAUAAAUAAGAAGGUGAACAUGUGCGAUCUCAUAGAUUUAAAUAGCCCUGACACAAAGGGCUUGUUGAGCACUCAACUUGCAUCACCUUUAAUACCAGUUCCUAAAGAUACAGCAUACGAUAAUUAUAAUGAUCAUGCCAAUGAAACAAGGUCUUUAGCAACAGAAAAACGUAAUAGCUUAGAAAAUAACCCUUUUGACAUGGUACUACACAAAACUACAGAAUACAUUCAGAAAAAACAUGAUCCUUUUGAGGUGACUUUGGAAAAAGCACUAAGAUCAAAACGUAAAAAAAAUUCUUCUGUUGAUUUUACAGACAGUCUUAAACAAAAAAGAUAUUCUCAAAAGUUGAAAAUGAACAGGACAUUAGAUGAAUCUUUAAUUAAUAGGAAACUAAAUCAGAAAACUAUAUCUACUAAUAAAAUAGUUAAUGAAAACAUAGUAUCUGAUUCGAAUAAAACUAAUAUGUUAAAUGAUGAGAAUACUAACAAUCCAUCUACUAUCGAUGUUCAAGAUGCUAAUUUGUCCAUUUUGAAUCAGUCUAUAAUGAAUGAUACAUUACUUGAACCAUUCAAAGAAUUGAAUAAAGAGGAAACAAACUCUACUUUACAAAGUAAGACAUUAAUAUGUAUGGAAUUAGAUAAAGUUAAUAUUAAUAAAAAGCCAACUUCUCCCACAUUUUUGAGAGUACCAAAACUUCUUCGAUCUCAUUCACAAGGAGAAGAAGUAUCUCCGAAAAGAUCAUACUUAAAACAUUUAUCACUAAUAGAAUCUUUACGUACAAAUUCUGAAAGUGGUAGUAGUAUACAUUCAACUGACUUCAUGAAUGAAGGAUUUUUAAAUAGUCGCUCUGACAGAGGUUCUGUAUUGUCAAGCAUAUCAAAUAUUUCUUCAAUGAAUAGAUUAAGCUCUGUUUCUUCUACAAGUUAUUUAUCAACUAUGUUAUCAGAUGGCACUAUUAAUAGAACAUUCCUAGAAAGUUGUUCAUCAGAAAAAUCAGAUAAUAUGAAAUUAACUGAACAAACCGAUUUUGAUAAAGAAAUAAACUUGGUUUCAUCGAUAUCAAUGUGCUCAAUAACAAAUGCUUCAAACAAAGCUCAUUCUUCAAUGUCUGAUUUAACAGACCAAUUUAAUAAACUAAAGGCUAAAACUUUAGAACUUCGUGUUCUUGAAAAUUCUCCAAAUGAAAAAAAUGAAAUCGCAUCUAUCUCUUCCAACAAUGUCAAAGAAUGUAUGGCUGUAAUGGAAAAAAAUGAGGAAUGUAAUACGAAUAAUAAACUCAUAGAUGUUGAUAUAUUUACGCCAGAUAUGAGCUCUAGUAAAGAGCAAUCCAAAAGUUCUAUUUCAGAUGUUUCAUCAGAUUCAGUAUUUUCUGAAGAAAAUAAAAUGAAUAAGUCAAUACUUCACGAAGCAAAACUCCUUGCAAAAACUUUUGAAGAUUUGGCUGUAAAAACAAGUUCUGGAUCAAGCAUUGAUGAUCUUAUUACAAAUAAUUCAUCAUGGACUUUAGAAUUAUUACCAGCAUUUGAUGACGAAGUAGAUAAUUUAAUUGAAUUACCCACAUCUCCUAAUAUAAAUACUAUAAAUUCAGCAAAUGAAAAAGUUGUGGAAUGUUCAUAUAAUACUGAUUCAUGUUCAAAUAAAAGAGAAACAAAUAUGAAAGAUUUAGAAAUGGAACUUAUUGAACCAAUAUCAGUAGAAAAACGUGUUGCAACUGCAACACUUUUAUUGGAUCUAAAAAAACUUAUUACAACAGAGAACAAUAUGGAAGCAAAUAAACUACUAGAUAAUUUAGAAACAGUUUUAGGUAUUAAUUGGAAGAAUAAUACCGAAUUACUGACUACUUAUCUUAAUUCAACCAAUGAUUUAUCAAAAAGUCCACAAAAAUCAAACAGUUGUUUAGAAAUAAAAAACGUAACAGAAAAUAAUAUGGAACAGAGUCAGGAGGAUAAUUUAAAUAGUAGUUUGUCAAACGAUGUGAAAGGAUCAGUAAUUUGUGCAGAUAUGAAUUUGAAUGAUUCAAAUAUGAGUAAAUAUUCUGUUGAUAAUCAAAAGAAUGUAAAAGAAAUAAAUGAUAAUGAAAAUGAGCUAGAUACUCAAAAUAUAUGUAAAAAAGACUCUUCUUGCAGAACAGAUAAUAAUAAUUCUUUUGAGAACGAAAAAAUUGUUAUGGAACUUCUUACAAACCUAGGAAAACUAUUAACUGGACAGACGAAAGAACAUUCAAGUUUGAAUUUACUUAAAAAUUUAGGAAAAGUAUUAAAUUGUGCUUCCAAUACCUGUGAUACGAAUGAAAAUAUAAAAAAUGAUAGUAAUGAAAUAAAAAUCCAACAUACUUCAAAGAAAUCUAAAAUAAAGGUCGAAAAUAAAUCGCGUACUUCAAUUUUAUCUAAAUCAGACAACAGAUUAAGUUUAGAUUUAGAAUCAAAAAAACAACCAGUUAGUAAGAAUUUUAUUAGAAGAAGUAUAUCAAUAUCUCAAACACCGCCAACUAAAAAUUUACCUCGUCCGUUAAUGUCUAAGGGCAAAAAUGCAUCGCAACUGAAGCAAGUUACAAAACGUUUUCCUAGCGAUCCUGGCUUUAUUAGUUCAACAUCAAGUACAACAGUUAUUACACAUAACAACAAGGAAGACGUAGAAAAAGGAUCAGUAACGGUUCCAAUAUUAGAUUUACAGAAAGAAAAAACUACGAUGAUCAGUUCCGUUAAAACUAAAUUGAAAAAAAAAAUUGGUGGGGAUAUUUCACAGAAAAAGGGUCCACUGAAAGCUGUUCUGCCCAUAGGCAGUAUGCACAAGAGAGAAAGUAUUAGUAAGAAAGUAAGUCCAAUCACGGACGCGGCAACGCCACCUAAAUUCCAUAAAAUUAUUAGUAGUACGCCUAAUUCAAUACAUAGUACCGCAGAAAACAAAUGCACUACAAAAAGAUAUUCACGGUCUUCAAAACCAGUGGCUUCCUCCACUCCGGAUGCUCAGAAUUCUAAAACUUGUAAAGUACAAUCGCAAAUAACUAACGGUUUAAAGAAGCGAAACUUUUCUUGCGAUAUCUCUCCAGUAACUACGCGUGUAAAUCUUAAUGAUAGUAAUGGAACAAAUAAUAGUUCUAAAAGAGUUAGUAAACUACCGUCCCCGAAGAGAACAACACCUAAACGUUGUCCAGUGAAUUCUAGCAUUCCAAAAUCUCAGACUCCGCCCGUGAGUAAGAGAUUGAAUUCUUCGUUUGAUGUUAAUCAGUACGAACGUUUGUGCAAAUCUCCACAGCGUUUGUCGCAUAAACGAUCGAUUUCUCAAAAGAAUUCACCAAUUUCCAUGAGAAAUACUAAUGGUAGUACACAAUGUAGUCCUCUAAGAGACAGUAAUAAAAUUAUUCACAAAGUGAAACCGAUCAAUCUGAUCUCGAAACUCCGACGGCACAGCAUUGGUACCAAUGUAAUGGAAAAAGAAAACAAUUAUAUUUAAUCUACAAAAGAAAUUAAUUUAUAAUCGAUUAUGGUUGUGCUAUUAAACAAACGUGAGAUUCUUUACAGUUUGCGUAUUUUUUUACUAUUACGUUUUUUAUACUUAUGUAUUUCGCAAUAAAAUAAUCCGUUUGAAAUUU